UGCUGCGAAAGAAAUAUUUUAAUGUUUUUUAUAUUUUAUUAGAAAAUUUUUAAAUAAUUUAUAAUAAUGACCGAACCAUCAUUUAGUAAACCAACAAAUGAUUCACCAUUUUUUCGAAACGAACCUGUAAAUUAUACGACCGAAAUUCGUCAAAUGAUGCAUGGAUUUGGAGAUAGUAGUGAACCACUAAUUGAAUCUGCGAAAAUUGUAGAAGAAGUUGUUUUGCAACAAAUGAGAACAAUAAUAAAGAAAGCUUGCGAAGUUUCUGAAAGACGAGGAAAUUCGAAAAAAAAUAUCUGUGUUUCCGCAGAAGAUCUAAUUUUUUUAUUACGUAAAAACAAAGUAAAAUUGCAGCGACUUAUAAAAUAUUUAGACUUAAAACAAUUUAAAGCUUCUAUACACAAAACUAUAGAUAGUGAUUUACCUGAAGAUAUUCUGGAAAAUGAAAAUUUAAAUGGAUCCAAAAAUAAAGGACCACUUUAUAGUUUUCUUAAUGAAAUUAACAACACUGGUGAACUUCUUGAAGAUGCAUCUACUAUAGAUGAAGUCAAACAACAAAGAUGUGUUCGUGCUGAAAUUAUGACAAGAUCUAUGGAUGAAGCUAGAUAUUUAAAAUUUAGUAAAGCACGUAAUGCAUCAUUUGCAAAUAAAAAUCGACACAAAUUUAGUGAUUGGAUAGCAUCAGAAAGUGAUGUAACAAUAUCAAAACAAGCAUAUACAAUUUUGGGUUAUUUAGCAUAUGAAACAGUAGCACAAAUUGUAGAUUUUGCGUUAUUAGUAAGACAAGAUCAAAAUAAAAUAUUUGGAGAUGCAAUAGAUCGACUAAGACUUAGUUAUGUUAAUCCUUAUACUUACAAACCAUAUUAUCAUGGGAAGCAGGUAGCUGUAACAAAACCAAUAACACCUGCUGAAAUAAUUGAAGCUCUCAGACGAUAUUGGUCUCCUCAGUUAGAUAUGACUGGUCCAUUUAAUCGUUGGUCUAUGAAAAAAUCACAUUUGAAACUUCUAUCAUGUUAAGAUAAAUAAAUAAGGGUAAGAAUUAAUUUAAUUAUAAAAGUAAAAUAUAUGCCUUGUAUAAAGAAAUUAUCAGUAUUUUAUAUUAAGUUAAAUUAGAAUAUAGAGAUAUUUUAAAAUUGA
This is a messenger RNA of Apis cerana (Asiatic honeybee), 1137 nucleotides long. RefSeq names its product Transcription initiation protein Spt3 (gene Spt3). Gene Ontology annotation, molecular function: protein heterodimerization activity; transcription coactivator activity. The record is from RefSeq and is a predicted model, not a curated record. Gene Ontology annotation, biological process: transcription by RNA polymerase II. NCBI's taxonomy places the organism in Eukaryota, Metazoa, Arthropoda, Insecta, Hymenoptera, Apidae.